Messenger RNA from Tremella mesenterica DSM 1558, 1518 nucleotides. RefSeq lists its product as uncharacterized. NCBI's taxonomy places the organism in Eukaryota, Fungi, Basidiomycota, Tremellomycetes, Tremellales, Tremellaceae. The annotation marks the transcript as partial. The transcript is spliced from 8 exons. The record is from RefSeq and is a predicted model, not a curated record.
AGACAAUGGGAAUAUCGGAGAGCUUUGGUAUAUGAAGGAACUGGUGAAAGAAUUCGAUCUUUCUUUGAUAAAGCAAAGAAAAGACGACCUUUUACAGUUUCUGUCAUUGGUGGUAGUGUAUCAAAAGGUAGAGGUUUGACCCCUCCAUCUCAUCUUACUUCACACUCCAGACGUCAAGCAGCAGAAGAAGCCUCAGAACCUUUCACUCCGCCAUUAGGUGCCAAUACCCUUUAUUCCCCUGAGAACAUGCAUGUCCUCAUUUUCGAUUGGCUUAACUUUACUUUUCCUCAUCCGGGUAAUCGAUUGAUCAAUGGGGCUCAAGGAGGGGUGGGGGCUGGUUAUUUUGGAUGGUGUUUUAAAGAACACAUUCCCGACGAUUCAGAUCUAGUCUUACUCGAACUCGGUAUAAAUGAUCUUCUUGAUUUAGACAUCAUUGAAUCGUAUGAACAUCUAAUAAGGAGUAUACUCCAAUUAGAAUCAAGACCUGCUAUAAUAAAUAUCGAAACUCUCACUCUUCUUUUCCCUACCCUUCUACAAUCUUCUUCCCUACAUCAAGACGUUUUAUCAUAUUAUGACAUUCCUUCCUUAUCCAUCCGAGAUGUUCUACUUCCUCGAAUCAACGAAGCCCCAGAUGAAGAACUUCCAAAAUGGUUCCGAACUGGCUCAGAUGUACAUUUAGGAGAUUCCAAAGUCCGCGAAUGGGGUGGAAUCCCCGUAGAUUUGAUGCAUAUUUCAGCUCUGGGACAUGCACUGGCAGCAAGUUUAGUCAUUCGAUAUCUUACUGGUCAAAUGCACCCAAGCUCCAAUUGGACCCCUUUCAGAACUAUCAUACCUCAAAAAUCUUCUGCCGUAUCGAGAAUAUCUGAUAUUCCUAUGACAUCUUUGACAUCACCUUUCGAUCCACUUUCUUCACCACCGAUUAGACAACCUCAUUGUCGUUCGCUCAACUCUGCUAAAUUACAUAAACCAGUGGUGAAUGGGAUUGCUGAUCCGACUUUACCACGAGUUCCAGGAGUUCAACCGAGUUCUUCAACUCAUGGGUGGGAACUCUGGGCAUGGGAAGAAAAACAUUAUUAUGUCGCCCGUACACCCGGUGCUAAACUCACAGUCGACUUUAUAGUCCCUCAUCCUAUGCUUGCCCUACCUCCUUCCCCCCCUCAAAUCCCCACCGACCCACAGUCCAGUGGGGAUUAUCAAGAAGAUGAAUUAGGUCUUCCUGAUAUUAUCGAACGUGAUACUCCCGAAUUACAUUAUAUUGGCGGUGGAGUAGGUAUAGCUUAUCAGAGAAGUGCUAUUUUAGGUCUUGGGAGUGUGAGAUGUUGGAUUGAUAAUGAUGAAGAAAAUCAAGAAGUGGUUGAUGGUUGGUGGUCUAUUGAGGAAAGGAAUAUGGGCAUGGUAACACAAAUUGCCGAUGGUUUAGAACCUGGUCAUCAUUCACUUUCUUGUGAAUUACUACAACAUACACUUGAUCCAGGAGGAGGACACGAAUUCCGUCUUUUCGCAAUAAUGUAUGAUUAA